AGCGCCCUGACGAACGCGUGGAGACAGCCAAUCAGGUCGACUCCCUGCUACGUUAGCACAGCUCGGCCAAAACAACAGCCCGUCGCCCGUCGCAAUUUGUUUCCUGUUAGCGUUAGCAGCAUAGACACCGAUUAACUAAACACGUAAAAUGUUAAUCUAACCAAGGCGUUUAGUUUUCGUCGAUGGUAUCUUUGUUGUGGUGUUAGUGUGCCCCGAAGGCAAAGCUAAUCGGAGCUGUUGUCCGUUAGCUGCCAAGCUGCUAGCUAACCGUAGCUAACAUUGGCGAUCCAGCAGGGGAAAGAUGGGGUCCAUCCUGAGUCGCAGAAUCGCUGGUGUUGAGGAUAUCGAUAUCCAGGCCAACUCGGCCUAUCGUUUUCCACCCAAAUCUGGGAAUUAUUUUGCCAGCCACUUCUUCAUGGGAGGAGAAAAAUUCGACACACCGCAUCCAGAGGGAUACCUCUUUGGAGAAAACAUGGACCUGAAUUUUCUUGGAAAUAGGCCAGUGCAGUUUCCAUAUGUGACACCUGCCCCCCAUGAGCCAGUGAAAACCCUGAGGAGUCUGGUCAACAUCAGAAAGGACUCUUUGCGUUUGGUCAGGUAUAAAGAUGACUCUGACACACCGGUGGAGGAGGGUGGAAAACCAAAGGUUCAAUAUGGUGUGGAGUUCACCUUUGAUGCUGAUGCUCGGGUGGCCAUCACCCUCUACUGCCAGGCAUUUGAGGAGUUCUCCAAUGGAAUGGCAGUGUAUAGCCCAAAGGAUCCAUCAAUGGCCUCUGAAACUGUGCAUUACAAGCGAGGAGUGAGCCAACAGUUCUCCAUGCCAUCUUUCAAAAUAGAUUUCAGUGAGUGGAAAGAGGAAGAUCUGAACUUUGACCUUGAUCGAGGAGUGUUCCCCAUGGUUAUCCAGGCUGUGGUUGAUGAAGGAGAUGAUUGCCUUGGACAUGCUCAUGUACUUUUGGCAGCCUUUGAAAGACAUGUUGAUGGCAGUUUCUCAGUCAAGCCUUUGAAGCAGAAACAAAUUGUGGACCGUGUGAGCUACCUCUUACAGGAGAUCUAUGGGAUUGAGAACAAAAACAACCAAGAAACCAAGCCAUCAGAUGAUGAGAACAGUGACAACAGCAAUGAAUGUGUUGUCUGUCUGUCAGACCUGCGAGACACACUCAUCCUGCCCUGCAGACAUCUGUGUCUCUGCAACUCCUGUGCAGACACUCUUCGUUACCAGGCCAACAAUUGUCCAAUCUGCAGGCUGCCUUUCAGAGCCCUCCUGCAGAUCAGAGCUGUGAGGAAAAAGCCUGGAGCUCUUUCUCCUGUGUCCUUCAGCCCUGUUCUGGCUCAGACUAUGGACCAUGAUGAGCACUCAAGCACAGACUCGGUUCCUCCCGGCUUUGAGCCCAUCUCGCUGUUAGAGGCUCUGAACGGUCUGCGGUCGGUGUCUCCCGCCAUCCCGUCUGCCCCCCUGUACGAUGAAAUCAACUUCUCAGGGGGUCUGGGUGGUGACAGCAGACAGUUGAGCUCCCCAGAGCAUUUAAGUGAUGGGAGUCUGCAGAAAAGCAAAGUCAGCAAGUCACCUGACAGCACCCUUAGGUCUCCAUCCUCUCCCAUCCAGGAGGAGGAUGAGGAGAAACUGUCUGAGAUGUCUGACGCUCAGCCACACACACUGCUGUCCAGCAGCCCCGCCCCCACAGACGCCACAGCAACAGAGGAUGUGGCAGAGUCCCUGUCUCCAGAUGAUGAGGACAGGAUGCAUGCUGGAGGAGACAUCCUGCAGGACUGCAUCAGUGAACACAGCAGCUUGACCAAAACCGAGAGUGACCCCCCGGGUGACCUCUCUCUGCCCGCUCUAGGUCCUGAUUCCUGCUCUAUUGGUAUGGACGAAUAACUGUGGGUCAUCAGAGUCAACAGAAAGCCUGAAAAGUCAGAGCACAAACUGCUCCAGCCAGCCUCUCCUGUGUCCCACAAGCAGCCUUCACAUGGAAGAUGAGCAUCUCAACCCCUGACUCUGAUCCCUCUUUUCCCUCCCAUAACAUCAGAACAGAUUUACGCUUUACAAAUAUCAUCUGGUCCCUCUUUUCUUUUUACCCCCCAAGCCCUAUCUUCUGCUUCUGUGAUCAGAGUCAACAAAGGCCCUGGAAGGAGGUUCACGGGGAUGAGGGAGGGGGCUGUUAAUCCCAUCAAUGUCUCUGACAUUAGAAAAGAAAUUUGACCCAUGCAAAGAUGGUCUCACAAAGACUUUGACUGAUGUUUAAAAAAGAAAUUGUCUCCCUGGCUUUGAAAACAUUUCAUUAACUGUCAGAUGGUGUUCAGUUGUGUGUCUUGGCGAGAGUUGUGGUCUAGUAAAGUGGAUUCCAGAGAUAUUUCACUACCUGUCAUGGUGGUGCUUUUAAGCACACUUACUUUAAAUUAACUCUGUAUGGAUUGCUUGACACUAAAUUCAGAAGAAUUUCUAAAUACAGUUUAUUUGUUUGUUUAGAUAUCGUAUUCAUCAGUGAAAUAUGUAAAGGAUGAGUGAGGAAAAUCUGAGCCUUACUCUCCUGUGAAUUUGUGUGUAAAUGAUUGAUAGGAACAAAAAUCUUUGGAAUCAGUGCAGUAUUGAGAAAGAGCAACUGGGUAUUUGUUAGUGUCAAAGUAUCUCCACUAAAGUGCUUGUUUUUCCCACUGACAGGCUCAGUGUCUGCCAACAUUAUGGAUGGGAUUCCUACAAAGACACAUUUUUUUGUUGCAGUUAAGAUCCCUGUUUAAUCAGAAACUGACGUUUAUUCGCUAUGUUCAAUGCAACCAGACUCCUUUGACAAACACAGGAAGGAAUUCUACCUUGCAGAACAUGGAAGUUGCUCCGCUACUGCUGCCUCAAUCUGUGUGUUUGUUUUUUUCUGUUUUGUUUGUUUUGCAUUUUUUCUUAAGUAAAGGAUCUUAAAGCAUCUGAAAGUCACACAGUAACUCUCGCAACUCCUGUAUUUUGCAAGGUAAAAUAACUUUUUGUCAGUGGAGUCCGGUAGCAAUAUGUAGCAAUGUUUCUGGUUAAACAAAUGGAUCUUACUCUUUAAUAAAAAGAAGAAAUCCUAUUGAAAUCCUAUCCAUAAUAACACUUACAAUAACAACAUGAGCCUGUCAGUGGCAAAAACAAAAGCUUUAGCUAGAUGUACUUUGACAUGGACAAAUACCCAGCUUGAUUACAUUGCAGCACCAUUUCACAGAUUAUAUAUCGUUCUUGCUCAAUAGUGGAUUAAUUGCAAAGAUUUUUGUCCCUAUCAAUCAUUUACAUCUAAACACACAUGGAAAAUAAGGCUUAGGUUCAAAAAUCCAAGCAUUUUCCUUUAAUAACUCAAGAACUUGUUUUUCCAGUCAGGUUGAGCAUUUUGGGUUAUGAGCAGAAAUUUGAAAACAUAUUAAUGGUGUAAUUUGUGUGUCCAUUUGAAGUGAUUUUGCACUCAUUUAUAAUCCAUUCCUUGCAGCAAGAGUUAAUGAUGAGAUUAGUCUCAGUUGUCUGCAGUCUUACAUCUACUUGUCAGUUUUUUUAUUAUUUCAAAUGAUGUGAUAUCUAUGUAUCAUAACUAUACUAGAAUCCUGUGUAGUUACUUCCAAAAUUGUAUACUUGGAUAUUAUAUAUAGAAAAUCCUGAUAUUGAAGUAAUGUUAACAUGCACAUUAUUUAAGACUUUGAUAAUCAAUAAGAGCUACAAAUUCACAUCCUAACAGCUGAACUCAAAGAUAGUUUAAAGCCUGCAACAAGUAUAGAUGCUCCAGCUACAUGUAUGCUGACUCAGUAUGGCACAAUAAGCGUGCUUGUCGUAGAUGUGGCAGAUCUCUGUACAGUCUUUUUUUGUGGCAAUGCCGGUGUCUGCUUAUGUGACGUAGCCGCAAAAAAGAGGGUCAGGUGUUUGUGUGGCUGCAACGCCUUUACUUACCUUGGUCCUGUAUGUGUAGCGCCAUGCAUAUAGAUCUAUGUGCCUUGAAUUGAUAUGGCUGCCUGCUUGUUGCAUUGGACUUUAGUGUUCCUCUAAACGCUACAAUAUACAACAGUUUUCAGCCCAUAGACAGGAUUUUUGAUGCUGAUGUACAGAGCCUUUUUUUCUAUCGCAAACUUCAUGCUACUGGAAAAAUGUAUCAUGUUAUCGAGCAAUAUUAAAUUGAACUGUUCAUUUACUGUUAGGACCAUUUAUCAAUUAUGCAUUUAAUCUUAGUAUUUAGGUUCAAGUGAAUUCUCUUAAUGUAUGUUUGACUAGAAGGAAAACAUCCAAUGCAAUAGACGCAAACGUUGCAUUUUAAUAAUUGGGCUAGCAUUUGCAUGUGAAUUUGUAGACGCUUAAACCUCUCAUGGCUUUUAAGUAAUGUGGUUAUUUUGUCUUUCUCCCCUCUCUCUCUUCUGUGCCAUUUCAACUUGACACUGUGCCUUCCUGUUCUUGUUCUGACCACUAUUGACCUGGUAUCCAGGAUAACUCCACAGUAGGUGGUUUGUGGCUCUCUGUAAAAUCAAUACCUGUCUUUCCUCGUGUGUAUAGCAGCAUGUGUAUAACAAUAAAGAACAAAGACUCAGUACUUCUAUUACAA
Messenger RNA from Lates calcarifer (barramundi perch), 4547 nucleotides. RefSeq names its product mahogunin, ring finger 1b (gene mgrn1b). The record is from RefSeq and is a predicted model, not a curated record. Gene Ontology annotation, molecular function: ubiquitin protein ligase activity. Bases 302 to 1879 code for a protein of 525 amino acids. Gene Ontology annotation, biological process: protein ubiquitination; negative regulation of G protein-coupled receptor signaling pathway; endosome to lysosome transport. The transcript has 17 exons. Lineage: Eukaryota; Metazoa; Chordata; Actinopteri; Centropomidae. Gene Ontology annotation, cellular component: plasma membrane; cytoplasm; nucleus.